Messenger RNA from Paramecium sonneborni, 657 nucleotides. NCBI's taxonomy places the organism in Eukaryota, Ciliophora, Oligohymenophorea, Peniculida, Parameciidae. The record is from the annotation of a GenBank genome assembly.
AUGAAAUAAGUGUAUCUCUCAUCAUAUCAAAUCACUUAGCUUUUUGAAUCAGGUUCACUCACAUAUACUGAAGAAAAUGAACAGACUGAUCCUUAAAGUGUUGUUGUUAGUAAUUUUUAAAUGUUUCACUAUUUUUUAGUCUCUCAAAAGGAAUACUAAAAUUUACAAUAACAACAUGAGAGAAGAAAAGAUUUAGAAAAGUAAUACAAUGAAUAGAUGAGUAAUUUAAAUAUGGAAAUAAAAAAAAUACAAGAGGAAUUGGUAUCAUUUAAACAUUAAAGAGAAUUAAUAACUUCUAAAGAUUGUAAUGAGUCAAUUAAUUUUAUAGCUUUACUGCAUAGUUUGAGAUUGUAGUUUCAAGAAGCCAAUUAAAGAGAACAUAGAACUAUUUUAGAAUUGUCAAAAUAGAAUGAGUAGCAAUUAUAGUUAAAAUAAUAAUUUGAUUUCAUUUAGGAAAAAUAUAAUAAUCUUAAAAAGUAAAGUAAAUUUGAAUAAGACAAAAAAGAAAAACAAAUUGAAUAACUUAAUUUAUCAAUCUUAUAGUUAACCCAAGAGAAUGAAAAAAUUAAAUAAAGUAGAUUCAUUAGAAAACAGAUUACUUAAAUAUAAUUAAAAAGCAAUUGUAAUGUUGCAUUUAGAAAAAGAACAAAUUAAUGA